UGUAUUAGUGUGUGUGUGUUAGUGUGUUAUGUGUGUGUGCAGCUCAGGAUUACAUCCGGCAUAGCCUGACCAACAAACCGUGUCAUCUCCGCUGCGUGCCUGAAGCACGCGCUAAAAAUAAAUAAAGCCCAGGCUCCAACAAUGAACGCACUGACCGCCGCCACUUGCCUCCUCGUCGCCGGCUUCAGCUACCUCUACGGCAGCGAUGUGUUAUGGUUUGUCCGUGUGUCUCUUGCAGACCUCUCCAUGCCCGAGCCGGGAGCUUCUCCGCGGCGGAGCCCGCAGGGAGUCCCCUACAGCGACCUGCAGCACAUCGUCAACGCCGACGGACUGCACCUGUUCUGCCGCUACUGGGAGCCCGCCGGUCCGCCAAGGGCUCUGGUGUUAAUUGUCCAUGGGGCCGGGGAGCAUUCUGGGCCGUACGAUGAGAUUGCACAGAGACUGAAGGAACUGUCCCUGCUGGUAUUUGCACACGACCAUGUUGGCCAUGGUCAGAGUGAAGGAGAAAGGAUGAACAUCAAAGACUUCCAGGUUUAUAUCAGAGACUCCCUGCAGCACGUUGACCUGAUGAAGUCCCGCCACCCAGACCUGCCCAUCUUCAUUGUGGGUCACUCCAUGGGUGGUGCUAUCUCUAUCCUGACCGCCUGUGAGAGGCCCAAUGACUUUGCCGGAGUGGCUCUUAUAGCUCCAAUGGUCCAGAUGAACCCAGACUCGGCCACACCGUUCAAGGUUUUCCUGGCGAAGGUCCUGAACCACAUGCUGCCCAGACUCACUCUGGGCUCCAUCGAUUCCAAAUGGGUCUCACGGGACAAGAAGCAGGUGGAGGCAUACGACACUGAUGAGCUGAACUUCCACGGCGGCAUGCGGGUGUCGUUCGGCAUGCAGCUGAUGGGGGCGGCGGCGCGCAUCGAGAAGGAGAUCCCGUCCAUCAGCUGGCCCUUCCUGCUCCUGCACGGCGACGCUGACAAGCUCUGCGACAUCAGAGGCUCCAAGAUGAUGUAUGAGAACGCGCCAAGCUCAGACAAGAAAAUCAAGAUCUACGAUGGAGGCUACCACGCCCUUCACCAUGACCUCCCAGAGGUGGCCGAGUCCGUGCUGAAGGAGGUGACUGGCUGGAUCACAGAGCACCUCUCCGCCACGACGUCGCCACAACCACAAGACUCCUAGAAUCCUGACAGCUGGGUCAGCACUCCGAGGCAACUGCCAACCACAUCUCAAGAGGCCUGCUCACUUUCCAGCAGUCUGUCAGGCAUAACAAUACUACUACACUCUCUGGUCUGGGAAUACGUUUAGUUAUAUAGAUAUUAUUUUUUCAGUCUAAAAACUUUACUGAUUUUAUCCUCUGGGCAAAUUCCACUGAUUUAAAUUGGAUGAUGGGGUCAGAAACCACUUUUUAUUGUAGAUACUCAGCAGUGGUCAGUCUCCCUGCCACACAUACGAUCCCUGAUGUGAAUCAUAUAUUUCAGGCAGUGGGCUUUUUUGGUUACGGUUUCAUUAUCUCCUCACUGAGGAGCAGCUCAAGUGUAAGCUACAGUAUGCUGGGGUUCCAAGUGCAAUAAUAAUGAAGAUUCCUCCUCAUAGCCAGGUCCUCACACUGCUACACUGUCCUCACAGUGUCUGUAGAUGCUUCUUCUCUGCCUCCUCCUCGAUUGCACUGUUUUACAAAUGACAUGAAAUUUGACACUCGUAGAGACACUGGGAAACUUAUACUAUGAGCACACAUGACACACUCAGAUCCUCUCUUCUCCUGACUUCCUCCGCAUGUCCCUCUUCUCUGGCCCAAAGAAAACACGAGGCAUUACACAUGACAAUUGGUGUGAUCUAUCGAACUCCUGAGGCCUUAAGUCUAGUUUAAAAUUUCGUCCUGUUAGUUCGACUGCUUUGGCAGAUUGUUUUACAAAUUAACUGUGCAAUGGAUCCUGGCAAGUGUUAUAUAAUUUUCACCUCCUAAACAGUGAUAUUUAUUUUCUUAUUUUAGCCAGAUGAUUACCUCCCCACCACCUCGAGUUAUUAGUGGACUCAGUGACUUUCCAUAUCAAAUACUACUGUCAGUGAGCUGAGUUAUGGGUGUAGGGACAUGAAGAGGAUGCAGAUUAACCAGGUGAUGCUGCUCUGUCUCUCUCUCUGUAGGUGGGAAUUAGAGGGCAAAGGUCAAAAGGUCCCUUCCUUAUGUGACUUUCACUGUUUGUGUUUAGGUCCGUUAAAACUGCAGACUAGGGCCCCAGCUGGAGAAUGAAAGGAGCACAUCGCUGUUACUGUGGACAAAAGAGUAGAUUUCCUCUCUCCACACAGCAUCUGCCAUUUGCUGGACACUUUUAUCUAAACCACCUUUACGUAAUGCGCCUGUGUGCAUUUCUUGCAUGGGUGGCCACAGAGGGAAUCCAACCCCUCAGAACAAUGGUGGAGUCAUAAUUUGUUUGGGAAAACAGGAUGUUUUUUGUAAUAGCUUCCAGACAAGGAGGGACAGGAAGUGAUAUUACUGCGGAAUAAACUUCUGACUUCAAAACUAUAUUGAAGAUUGCACCUUAGCAGCACAGAAAUGUAGUGUACAGUCCAUACAUGUGAGUUUUCAAAUUAAAAUUCAUCCAGAGUUUAAAAAAUAACUACAAAUCAAAGAACCCAAAUAAUUAAAAAGAUAAACUUUAUCUUUUAGCUUGUAACAUGAAUUUAGUGGACUUGGUUUUUUAAUCGUCUAAAUCCCACCUGCAGUCUGAGUGUCUAAAGCAGUGGUCAAGCUAACAUUUUUCCCAAAAGUAUAAACCUGUCACUUCUCAAAGUGUUGCAGUACUCGAAGUCAGCCCUGGCUCCAUAUAGGUCAUUAAAGAAACCAUAGCAAUAAUGUCACAGUAGCCUAUAUUUUUGGUAGCUGAUAAUUAUAAGCUAGACAGACGCACACUGAGCUCACCAUUUUAUAUUGUCAGGUAGGCUGUAAUUAGCAGGUAUUGCUACGUGCUAAGCUUUUCCCACGUAUUCAGUAAGUAUGAAAAAGUUCCAGCAGCAUGAGUGGAGAGUUUUAAUCCGCCCCCAAAAUCAAACAUGGGAAGGGAUCAAAAAUUAUGUGGCAAGUCAGACAUACAGUGUGUUAGUUGACAUCUAGUGUGCACUCUCUGGAAACAGAGUCGACUGUGUCACCCUGGCUUUUUAGGAGGGUUUUCUCUCUGUCAUUCAGAGUUCAAAGGGACUCAUGCAGAGAGUGUAGGGGAAGCACGGUAUGGUAUCCACGGUGACUGUUACUCACGUGUAACCACAGCAGCAGGCUGGCGGCAAGGUAGACAUUUUUUAUUCAGUUUUACAUGUGUUGUAACCACGGUGAUCACCACAUGACUGAUAGAAUGAGAUGAAUUUCUGGCUUCAUGCCCGCUCUGUCUCUUUUUCUCUCCAACUUUCUAUUUCCUCACUCUGUCUCUCCCUGCCUCACCCCGUGUCACCCUGUCUCACCACCUUUUUUUUUUUUUUUUUUUUUAGUUGCUGUGGUGACCAGCGCUCUUUGUUCUGUCUGUCACAGAGCCCCUUGUUCCACUGCUAAUUCAAACAUCUUGUAAUGUCAGCCACCCUCACUGUCCCUAGUGGUCAAUUAGCAGAACAGCAACAGGUUACAUGUGUUACUGUUUCAGCUGGCUUUUUUGUUCUGGCCAGAGAGCUGCCACUCAUUUAACAGGGGACGCAUUACUUAACCCGCCUCUGACUCUGCUCGGCUUGAUGCUGUUUCAAACCCACUAAAUGGCUUCAGGAACACAAAAACCUGACAUUUCUUAGUCUACAUGUGAGAGUGUGACCUAAAAUUGCUCCUCACUCACAUGCCCUGCAGACAUUUCUUAUCUUUGAUCUGGUUUUCCGUUUUUAUCUUCAUUGUCUCUGAUGUUUGCAAACUGUUCUCUGAUCUUGGGACUGAAACCACUGAGUUUCAUUAGGAAAAGUAAGGCAAGAUGAGUUUAUAUCAUACACUUUCUACACAUAUCAAAGUGCUUUACAGACUGGCUGAAAUGCAUCAAAUAGGGAAUCAUAAGAUGCUAAAAUAACAGGAUUGAAAGAAAAGAGGGAGUUCAGCAUGCAAAUACAUCGCCCUAUCCUUUUUCUCAGGCAUCAGAAGGCAUUUUGCCAAACUGAAUGUCAGGUUUCAUCGCCAUGGGUGCCAACAUGGAUUGAGGUGUAAUGUAUUCAUCGGUCCCAGUGGGAGUCAGACCCUUAACCUCAUCCUCAUAUCAUGAGCACUUCAAACACAAUCUACUCCUGAUUGGGCUGCAGCAGGCACAUCACACACAAAGGCUGCACAGUCCCAGUUGUACUCAAUCUAUAAUAGCACCCCUGCUGCACAAUGGAUUCAGACUCGCAGGAUCCCGUGUAACAGUAAAUUUGAAAAGAUCUACCUGUCAGACUACAUGAGUGCAUAUUACUGCUGUCGUUAGCUAUGGGGGCGGAGAGAGAUGGAGAUAGAGUGAGAGGAGAAGAGAGAGGAAAAAAAGAGAAGCUGUCAGUAACCAUGGCAGCAGGUCCCCCCCCCCCCCCCCCCCAGUGAAAUCACCCAGUGAAAAAUUUGUAUUUGUUAAUGAUGCAGGAUGUAAAGCAGACGUCGCUGCGCUUUCAGAGCUGGUUGUCCAUUUUGUUGCUCUGAGGAUUCCCUUUUGUGUGAGCGUCGAGAUAAGAGCGCAAACAAUUAGCGCCAUCAGCUCGCAGUGAAUAAUAAGAGCUGCACACACUUACUGAAUUCAGAUCAGGCUGCUCUGCUGUUUGUACUGAAAACACACUCUUUCCAUUUUUGCAAAGAACGCUUUUUUGGGGGGAUGUCAAGGCCAAAAUCUGUAUUUUUUUUCAAGGGAGUUUGUGUGUUUUUGCCCCCAUCUAUCCCUUGUCUUGAUUAAAAAGUGAUGGAGAAACCCCUAUGAGUGAAACUAACACCCUUUUCACUCAAUUUCACUCCUAAAAUAACAGGAUUACAUGCCUUAAAGGUGUGUAACCCCUGACACAAUCUUCACACCCCACCUCUCCAUGCCAAUAUCCUUUUCUACUGGCAUGUACACUUACACAGGCAUAAAUUGUAUGCAGGUAUACCAUACUGAGAGAAAGCCAUGUACAGAUGCAUUGCUCUGUUAAUAUGUAAUAAUCCACUCGACUGUUAAUAUCUUUUUUUUUAUCUAGGACAGAAGUUCUGUGUUAAGAAAGGAGGAGAUAAAAACUAAGGCAUGAAACCGCUGAAUCAAAUCGGCCUGCAGCUUUCCUGACAAAGCGAAAUUCAGUUGGCCAGCUGGUUUGUGAAUGGAGCUGUUGUUGUUUUUUUGUUGUUUUUUUUAAUCUCGACUUUAUGACUGUUUCUGAGAAAAAGCUGUUAUAUAUGAUGGAGGACUAAAGGGCACAGGCCAGUCUUUCUGUAAUUUUAUGAGAUUAAAGUGCACUGGAGUUUGCAUGAAUGGAGUCAGUGCUCAAGUAAACAGCAAGAAUUGAAGAGGUCUUCUCCAAAAUGCUGUAAAUGCAUGAAAAAAAGUUAGACCUUAAAGGGACAGUUCGUUUUUUUUUUUUUUUUUUAAGCAGGGUUGUAUGGGGUACUUAUCUAUCGAAAGUAUAUUACAUACAGUAGAUGUCAGCUGGCAUGUCCCCAGUUUAGAGAAGCAGGCUGGAGUCCGACAAAGAAGUUAAGCAAUGUACUGCUGUGGAUGGGGGUCAGCAACAAAAGGUAUUUUAGCCACUUUAAAAAGUCCCACCAAAAAAAAAUCAAUAUCAGUUUAAAUGUAUGCUAUUUUGAGAGUAUUUUCACCCCUUUACCUUUGUAUCAGAGGGAAGCCCUUAACAGCUCCUCUCCCCAUCUAUGUUCUCAUCAAAGUCACCAGACUCCAUUGAGAAAAACAGUAAUUUUUGCUUGUUGAACACAGGAGCUGCUGGUCUACCGCUGACUCGAUCAGUUUGCUCGUUUGUGUUAUUGUGUGACUUUGGUAUAUCCAAACUAACCCCUGUAAACACCAAAAUCACACAACAACACAAACAAAAUAACUGUUCAAGGUAGCAGUAGACCAGCAGCUCCUGUGUCCAGCAAUGCUAAAUCACUGUUUUUCUCAAUGGAGUCUGGCUUUGAAAACAGAAAUAUAAUGGGGUUCAUUUUUACAUUAAAAUUUUUUGUCUGACAUAAAGGUAAAGCAGUGAAAAUAUUAUCAAUAUAGCAUACACUUAAAAUGAUAUUGAUUUUUUUAGGUGGCUAAAAUACAUUUUGUUGCUGACCUCCCCACAGCAGUAGAUUGCUUAGCUUAGCUUCCAGUCUGCUUUUCCAAACUGGGGGCAUGCUGACUGACAUCUACUGUAUGUAACAGACUGUAGAUGAAUAAGUACCCAUGCAACCCCACCUCAAAAAAUCUGAAUUAUCCCUUGAAGUUCAUCAUCAUGUAUGUGAAAUGGAGAUGAUCCAGGUUGUUAAAGUGUCACCAUAUCCUCCCUUGAGAACUUAGGUUACACACCCGACUAUAAAAAUGUGUCACUGAAAAUGCAGAUGCCAUUUCCUGGUGCAUUUUGGAUCAAACCCCUCGUUCAAAUCUUGCUGGUUUUAUCAGCAAUGGUGACCGAUUUGAUUUAUGUCUAGUGGCCAGACUGCUUGAUUACUGAACAUAAUUGUAAUACACUGUAUAAUAGCAUAGCAUUGCUAACGACACUUGACGGAAACACGAAAAUCAGGACCGCAGUUUGAUAUUUAUCUAGAGUAUUUAUAGGAAUUAAUUUUAUGUAUAGGCUACUUAUUAUAUAUUGAUUACACAUCAUGACAAGGCACUUUUUAUACCAUAAACCAGUCAUAUUAUGUAGUUUUUACUGUCGAUGCUCAGCUAAAUGAAGCUCCAGAAGACUUUUUGAGAUGGAAACUGGUUCAAGGUUGUAUGUAUGUACAGUCAACAAUCCCAAAAAUGUAUGACAAUGUUUCUGAUAUGUUUUGCAUAGAGAGUAUUUUACUACUACAUGUUGAAGUUGACGUUGUGUUGAAAAAAACAAACAAAAACAAAACACUAGUCUUUCUGCAGUUUGUCACAAAAUUAUAAAUGUUGACACCAUCUGAUAUAAAAAAUGUUUUUAUUUUGUAACAAAAUCGUAACAACAGGGUGUUAAUGCUACAGGUCUGGGAAAAUCUUGUUUUACUUUCCCAAAAUUUGCUUUUCAGGAACUUUGACUUCAAUCUUGAGGUAUAUCCUCUUGAGAAAACUUAAAAUGAAGCAGAUGUGAGUGUAGCUGUCUGCAGUCAUAAAAACAUCUGUUACAUCUCAGAUCAAAGACAAUUUGGUCAAAUAUGUUUGAGGACUAAAUUGCAGGUAUCAGGUUUUCUCCAAACAGCAGCAUGUUUCUGGGAAAAAUAAGCAUUCCACACAAUUUAAGAGAUUUUUAUCGGAAUAUGUAUCGUACGUCUAUUUUUGGAUUGUGGUCUAGUGUUGUUUGUGCCUUAUAACUAUGACGAUUGUGCAUCUGAGUGUGUGUCUGUGCAUGUGUGUGAGUCCGUGAGUGUGUGUUUUGAUAUAGAUGAACUGUACAGAGUUUCUGUGAUGCAGAUCAGUUUCUCUGUUACUCUGGUUUUCUGCUUGUCACAUCUGUUUCUGUUUCAGUAAUUGUGUCUGUCUGCUCGUCCUCCUCCUGUCUGUCUUUUUCUAUUUACGUCUGUCCAUCUGAAUAUGUGUUCAAUCAGUGGUCUGAGCAGAUUUGGGUCAAGAAUAGUUUCUGUAAGCGCGGGCUGAGAAACAGCUCGAAAUUACCUUCCAGCUCCUUUAAACACCUGUUUUGUUUUAGUCUGCCUAAAGACAGCCUCAUUAUAAAGAAACACAAUACGUAACAUUAAAGAUGACACGUCUGCUCUCCUUGGGUUGCUGUAAUGACUGUAAUAUUUGGAAUUAACCAUUGCAUUCCAGUGGAAAGCAGGAAAUUGUCCUUCACAUGAUGAUAACACAAGAAUUUGUAAAACAAGAACCAGAUGUGUUUUUUUCUGAGUUCAUCUGUCCUGUAUUGAUUGAUGAUUUCACACAGUAUUCAUGAACAAACAAACAUUGUGGCAAUAAAAUCUACAUCUUAAUUGUCUGAGACAUCUCUAAAUGUGUCAUCACUUGAGAAAUUUUCAAUCAGCUGUCGCAGAAAACUCAGCUGUAAAGUAUGUCAAUCGAACCCUGACAUAUAAAGUAUGAAGUCGAUUGAGGUUGGUGUUUAUAGGCAGCACAUCAUGGAGCACACAACAUUACGUUGAAGCAUCACAUUCUUGAGUCUUCCUUGUAAAGUAAUGUUUGUUUCAACGGUUACUAAAUACUGGAUGACACUUUAUUUGAAAAGCCCGGUGCUUAUACUCAACUAUCAACUUUUGUUUUCCACACCUCUAAAGACAGUAUACCCCCAAACUUAAAUUUAAGUCAUAUUCAUAUAUUAAACAUUUUCACUGAUGCAUUGUGGUUACAUCAUAAUAUGUUGAGUAUCAGCAUUAGGCAGUUAAAUUCAAGUGUGACCAAAUAUUGUACAUAUAAUGUAAUAAUCAAAGUACUUCUGAAUCACUGAACUACUUGUUACUAGAAUGUUCAUAAUGUCCAUACUCUCUUACAGAAUAAACUCUAUGACUGUUUAA
Molecule: messenger RNA, 8563 nt
Organism: Epinephelus fuscoguttatus (brown-marbled grouper)
Lineage: Eukaryota; Metazoa; Chordata; Actinopteri; Perciformes; Serranidae
Gene: mgll
Product: monoglyceride lipase
Exons: 7
Coding region: 142-1167 (341 amino acids)
Cellular component (GO): membrane
Molecular function (GO): lipase activity
Source: RefSeq, a predicted model, not a curated record